AUGCAAUCUGCAGACUGCGUAACCCAAGAUCGCCUACCGCAGCAUAAUCACCCUCAUCGUCGCUCGCUGCCAGCGAGUUUGUCCACCACUCCGCGUCACUCCUCGCCUCUGAAUCCUGGGGCUCACAACGUCAACUGUAGUCCGAAUCACAAACACAGCGCGUCGUUCUCUGGACCCGCGUCUCCCUAUAACUCGCCUUUGUCGUUCUCCUCUCCUGGGCGCGAAGCUAGAGGCGACAAUACUCCCCCAUGUGUUCCAGGCGCACAUCAAUCCGCGCCGUCACUAGGCUCACCGUUCAAACCUUCCCCCGACAAACCUUGUAGAGGAAGAGGUCUGAGUCUGUCAAUCAACACUGCCGGAGAAUCUGACCUUCCGACUUUGUCAACGGUGUCAACUAGAUCUUCUCCUGUUCGUUCCCCAACUCAAACUCCUGGUUUACUUAGUCCUUCAGCGACCCUCCGCCCGGAAGCCUUCCCAAGCGACGAUGUGAGAACUUCUCGUGUUCGGGCGCGCAGCGGGAGUGCCCCCAAGCCCUUCACAGGAGUAGGCAAGGUAACUAGCCCCAAUGGUAUUCCGCCUGCGCUUGCCCGUGAGUUUAUCCUCUAUUCGACUUUCGAGAAGUUAAGGAAUAAUGAACUUGCUAUAGCUACAUCAUCUCGUGCUUCAUUCUGGCGCCGUGACGAGGAGAAGUUGCUUAGCCCGAGCGAUUCAAGCCAUUCGAGACCUUGGCAUUCCAUGUUCGACACGUCGGCAUCAAGCAAGGACAGGCCAAGGAGGCAUAGUGUAGCGACGGGUACCCCGACAAAGGAAGGUAAGGAGGGCAAGGACAAUGAUACUACUGGAACUGUUCCAGUGGAGCAGAUGGAGAAUUGGGAAAUCACUAGGAAGCGUGUAGCUCAAGCUGCUUCCUCCAUUCUCGGCACAUCUGCCUUGAUUGCACACGAAAUUCUCCUCACCUCCGUCGAUUUAGUCGAGCUUGCUCCCGUGCCGGGUCUUCAGGCUGCGGCAAGGACCUUGUUACAAAUUUGGGCUUGUUUGCAACAAGUUGAUUCCAACCGCCUCCAAUGUCUCCGCCUCACCGAGCACUGCGCUGAUAUCCUUCUAUCUGUCCGACAAGAGGUGUACGAAGCCGGGGAUGAAGUUGAAGAUGAGUUGCGAUUACCGUUUGAUAAGUUGACGGAAUCGUUCAAUGACGUCCAUGCACUCCUCGUCAAACAAGCCGGGAGACCGUUCUUGAAGAGAUACCUGAAGAGAGACGAGAUUUCGAAACAGCUUCAUCAAUGUGACGUAGGGUUACAGGAGGCGCUGGGUAUGUUCAGUAUUUCGAUUCAAAUCCGUAUUCUCAAGCAAGUGCAGCUCGCAGAAGCUCGGAGACAGCAUGAUACCCAGGAAUUAUUGAGGAGUGUAGCUAAUCUGAGCCAUUUGAGUCAACACGGGUAUCCUAUUCAGCCUGACCCUCCGAGCUAUUCGAUGCCAACGACCCCGGUUGCCUUGGGAGCGCCAGACUUGCAAACGCCCAAGGUGUCGCAAGCAUAUAGUCAAGUACCUAUGGAACCGUUUUCCCUAUCGAGCGGUAUCUCCACAUCUGCGCGGCCGCCUUUCCCGUAUGCCGCUUCAAGCCUUCUCUCGUUGAGUGGCACUAGAUCCGUUUCCACGACUGCCUCAGCCUCGGCCUCUUCACAUAGUCUCAUCCCUGGUCUUCAUGGGUUACCCGCGAGCAGCUCCCAUUCCUCCUGGUCGCAAUCGCAAUCACAAUCAGUAUCAGUGGACCAGUCAAACGAUCAAUCAAUAGAAGCGUAUUCGUGGAAUUACAAUUCCAACAAUAACUCGGAGAUGACGAGUACUGGCAAAAUUCCCCCCUCUCUGAGCUCUGUACAAGUCCCGCCCGAACCUGUUUCUCCUAAAGAUACGAGUACGGUGAUACCUUCAGUGUCAAUAACGCCCUCGUCUAGGCCUUCGACUGCUACGUCCUCGUCUACUGCAUCUACUCAGAUUGAAAGCUCAAUCACAACUGAGUCCUACAAUGCUCCUUCUUCAGCGGCACUGCAGACGCGCUCGGGUCAGAUACAAAAGUCUUCCCUUCCCCAGCCUCCUAUACAGUUGAUUCCAACAAAGUCGAGCAUCGAGGCUUCCGGAGCCAUGCUCGAUGCGAUUCAGCGCCGGGGCAAUGUCUCUGUGGGAUCUUCGGAACUCAAGGUAUCAAGUCUUGAAACUUCCGCUACUUCGACGUCCAUUUGUACUGUAACUCCGGGGGCCACUAGCGUCGAGUCUACAUCCACGACUUCUGCAGCAACCUCCACAGCAACUUCAACAACAGCCUCUCACACCACUACCCAUCCCAUACCCCCUGCCCUCUUUCCCUCCGCCUCCUCCCUUCCUCCGACCCAGGUCCUUCCUACGCUCCUAUCCCUAACCCGCCACCAAGCCGCUCUCGAUGCCGAGUCUGACUAUGCGGAUUUGAGAGGAGUGAUGCGUACGGCACUCAGUAAAGGCAGCGACGUCGAGAUCCUCAAGGUGUUGGGUGUUGGUCUGAGGCAAGCUAGGCUGGGAAGGGGGUCUGUAGGUCAGCUAGAAGGUUUGAGCAGAGGUAGAAGCGGAAUGGGAGGAGAAGAAGGGGGAAUAGAGAGUUCUGGACUGGACGCAGGUGAAAUGGCUGAGGCUAUCAAGACCCUGCAACGGGCUCACGAGGCGAUCCUGGAGAGAGAGAGAUGGGAGGAUUUACAGGCGCGGCAGCAAGAACAAGAAGACGUCUCAAACCUAGCUCCAACGCAGCUAUCGCACGUUUCCCAAAUCACCUCUCAGCAAUCACUUGAAGUGAAGUCUCGAGAAGUUCAAGUCCAACAGCAAGAUAACAGGCCCGGACUUGAAUCUCGCAGCUCUUCCUCCUCGUCCUCAAGUAUCAAGAUGCUGUCGGGAAUCAAGCGGCGGAUGAGUUUACAGGGCUCUCGAUCGUAUUCAUCCACUGCUGCCUCCUUAGGAUUCCAAACAUCUUUGAAUGAGACUAUCAUUGAUGAGGAGGUUGAGGGAGAUGAAAAUGUGAAUAGAGGUAAACCUGAAGUAGGCAAACUAAGAUCAAAGCGAGGCAAAGUUGGAGCCAGAUUGAUGCGCUCUAAGACCUCGUCUUCAUCUUCUACUUCCUCUACUGCGACGACGAACGAUUCGGCUUGGUCGCGAUCUGAGUCUGGGUCGGGUAGCGGUGUUUCAAAAAGUUCCGUUUGUGGAAAGAAAUAUACGAGAGAGAAAGAUACGCUGGACAAGGAGUUCAUUGAGAGUGGGAUCGAUGCGCUGAGGAGAAUGAGUCGUAGUACGGCUGUUCAAAGCAGGACUAAGACCAGAAGUCACGAAGAAGUGGAGGACCCGGCGAGGUUAUUACCCAGUUGGACUAUCACCAGAUACGAAAUCGAUCGCGAGGAGAAAAUUGGAGUCGGCUUCUUUUCUGAUGUGUAUAAGGGAACUUGGCGUCCACCAUCCGUACCUUCUGCCCCCUUGUAUCCAUAUUCGGCCAUCACUGGUAUCAGUAACAACGGAGAUACAUCUCCGUCCCUCUCAUUUUAUUCCUCUUAUUCCUCCCGCGUCGUAGCAAUCAAAGUCCUUGCCGAAACCACCCCACGCUCGCUCUUUCUCCGCGAAACUGCGAUCUGGAAGAAGCUCUCCCACCCCAAUGUCCUCGAACUCUACGGAGCGAGCAGUGCGUCAGGAGACCCCCCGUGGUUCUUUGUCUCGCCUUAUAUGCGGAAUGGAUGUUUGGUCGAAUACCUGAGAAGGAAUUCGACAUCGAUCCCGCACACUACGCAGGGAGGAUUUUGGGACGCGAAGGUCCCGUGGGGCCUGAUUUUGCCGGGUAAUAGUGCGUAUGGGGUCUAUGAGGCGGCGGGAUUGGGAGGAGGGAAAAGUUUGUCGCGAUAUACGGAAUCUACUGCAGGUGGACUAGGGAGGCAGGUGGCUAUACAGGGUUUUGACCUGCAUAUGUCCACAGCAACUUUAGAUUCAGCGAGUAUUGGCCUAGGCUUGGGUCUUGGACCAAAUGCUGCUAAUCCACCCGAUGUAUCAUCCGCUUCUCCUCCAAUACCACCCCAUCUUGCAUCGAAAGCUUAUAUUCGAGGUCCAACGAGGGCUGACACUAGUGGGUCUGGCUCUCUUGAAGAUAGCAUUAGAAGUGCUGGAAACGCAGAUGUCAAAAAUUCAGGUUCGGGAGUAGAAAAUGUCCCGAAAGAAUGGGAUUUAUUGAGGUUUAUGCAUGAGAUUGCCAAGGGUAUGGAAUAUCUGCAUGGUCAGGGAGUUCUACAUGGAGAUCUAAAGGCAAGUUUUGCUUCUAAUGUUCUUGUCGACGACAAGAUUCAUUGUGUUAUUUCAGAUUUCGGUCAAAGUGAAAUGAGAUCAGAGGCAUAUAGAAUUAGUGGAACUGCUCUUCCUCACGGUACUCUUCGCUGGCAGGCGCCUGAAAUUUUUGCUGGAUCUAGUCAGCUCACUGUCGAAAUGGAUGUCUACGCAUUCGCGAUUUGCUGUACAGAAGUCUUGUCGCUUGGACGUAUGCCGUGGCCUUUAUAUGAUGACAAUCAAGUUCAGAAUCAUAUAAUGGCCAACCAACGUCCUGAAGUCCCUCCAACAUGUUUUACAUCUCCUGAUCUCAUUGACCUCAUUCGAUUGUGCUGGGCAACGAAUCCUCUGAAUCGACCUCUGUUCUCAGAGGUGGCCUCUGAACUGAAGGCCCUCAGGAAGAAGUCUACCCUUUCUGCGUGUGUUACUGGAGCUGAAAUGAUGGACUCGAGGUUUAGAUCCCCGCGAUUUUCAGAGCCACUGUAUCAACUUCAAGAUUCCCGGUCUCUUCCGAGCCCAGACAUGUAUCCAAUUCAGUUGCUUCCGAGGGUACAAUCUGCUAGUGUGAACACGCCUCCUCGGGAUAUCCACGCCCCUGUGCGUGUUGCGUAUGCUGAUGGAACGUCUUCUUAUUCGAGUCCGUUCUCAAACGCAUCUUCCUCAGAAGAUGACUCAUUCCGAACUGCGAACGAGGUUUUGAUGUCCACUUACGGAGAGGCAGUAAGAGGAUAUUCUGAGACUGCUGUUACGGUUUCUCCCUCUAUUGCCAGUACAAUCAAGGCUGGAGUUCAUGCUUCUUCUUUGUCUACUUCCCCAUUUGUUCCUCCUGGGACGUUACCGUUCUCUCCUGCCACGGCUUCUUCUCCAUCUUCUUCCGCACCACCACCGCCGAUUUUGCCUAAUUCCAGCCCCUAUCCUCUCAUGCCUGCCUCCUCAUUGCACUUACCUGGUGAUGGCUUGGCCGAAUUAGAUUUCAAGUACAAUGACGACAAUGACAAUAGCGACAUCACCUCAGUCACCCUUGCGCAAUCGCAGAUCCUUAAGACCGUGAAGCCCGUCCGGCCAUCCAGCAGCGCGACCUCAUCAAUAUUCACUUCCACUUUGAGGGAGUCGCAGUCUGGCGAUGGAUGUUCAUAUGAUGAAAACAGCCGGGUGCCUGGGGAAGAACUCGUAACUGGGAAUAAGAAGGUGAAUGGGUAUGAUAGAUACGAUUUGCCCCCUCUUGCCAAUGAUCUCAUUGCGGAAGCGCAAAAUGAAAGACGGUAUAGGUUGUUAUUGGUCCAUGAGUUCCAUCCUUCGCUGACGCUUCCGUUGUGGAGUCCCGCUCCGGUUGCCCUGGGAGCAGUAGGAUAUCUCUCCAAACCCAAGGGUGAAUUUAUAACCCUUUUCAAUGCUUUUCAUCCUCAGAAUUCGGUCUUAAAUGGUGUAAAAAGCCUCCCGUCUGUUCACGGAUAUGGAAAAGUCUCCACAGGGAACCAAAGACAAGAUAAAAGAAAUGCUGCUCAGAGGAGCUUAGAUACAAUUGCAGGCUUGUUGACGCUCAAGGGACGUGGGGGAAAUAUUUCUAAACACGUAUCCCGCCGGUAUUCCUACCCUCUACGAGUAGGGCACAAGACCGCACAUUUGUGUACGGAAACGACGAUGUAUCGUUAUGUGGAAAAUCUGGACGCCCCAAAAAAGUGGUUCAAAGCCAACGUAGAUACUGUGCUAGAAAUUUUUGGGCCUCAGCAUCAGAUUCAGAAGGAAGACUUGUUUUUUGUCAUUGGUUCACUGGACACACCCGAAUAUGCCUUGUUCGUCAGCCACAAUCAUCCCGAUGGGCAGGUGCAUUUCAACGUCUUUAAUUCUUCGAAGUCCCCACAGCCAUGGGGCACGUUUACAACUGAUACGGAGACACCGUUUGAACUCGGUGGACCGUCCUACCGUGAACCCGUGUCUUGCAGUCCGAUAUGUUCCAACAAAAUUUCGGCGCAGGGCAGUUACCCUUGGAACACAGUUCUAAUAGCACGACUACGUUUCAAGCCAGAUGUUUUGGAGCCUACUUCACUUUAG
This is a messenger RNA of Lentinula edodes (shiitake mushroom), 6369 nucleotides long. RefSeq lists its product as uncharacterized. The record is from RefSeq and is a predicted model, not a curated record. Gene Ontology annotation, biological process: protein phosphorylation; cell surface receptor signaling pathway. Gene Ontology annotation, molecular function: protein tyrosine kinase activity; ATP binding. Lineage: Eukaryota; Fungi; Basidiomycota; Agaricomycetes; Agaricales; Omphalotaceae. The transcript is spliced from 13 exons. Bases 1 to 6369 code for a protein of 2122 amino acids.